Molecule: messenger RNA, 1839 nt
Organism: Condylura cristata (star-nosed mole)
Lineage: Eukaryota; Metazoa; Chordata; Mammalia; Eulipotyphla; Talpidae
Gene: ISYNA1
Product: inositol-3-phosphate synthase 1
Exons: 11
Coding region: 15-1730 (571 amino acids)
Biological process (GO): inositol biosynthetic process; phospholipid biosynthetic process
Cellular component (GO): cytoplasm
Molecular function (GO): inositol-3-phosphate synthase activity
Source: RefSeq, a predicted model, not a curated record
GAACACUAGCAGGGAUGGCUGUCCAUUUUCCUAUAUCCCAGCCCGCUGCGAUGGAGGCCGCCGCUGAGUUCGACUUUUCAGUGGAGAGCCCAGACGUGGUCUACAGCCCCGAGGCCAUCGAGGCUCAGUACGAGUACCGCACGACGCGCGUCAGCCGCGAGGGCGGAGUCCUCAAGGUGCAUCCCACAUCCACACGCUUCACCUUCCGGACCGCCCGGCAGGUGCCCCGACUCGGGGUCAUGCUGGUCGGCUGGGGCGGGAACAACGGCUCCACACUGACGGCUGCAGUGCUGGCCAACCGACUGCGCCUGUCCUGGCCCACGCGCUCGGGCCGCAAGGAGGCCAACUACUAUGGCUCGCUGACCCAGGUGGGCACUGUCAGCCUGGGACUGGACUCCGAGGGCCAGGAGGUGUUCGUGCCCUUCAGUGCCAUGCUGCCAAUGGUGGCACCCAACGAUCUCGUGUUCGAUGGAUGGGACAUAUCAUCCCUCAACCUGGCUGAGGCUAUGCGGCGUGCCCAGGUGCUGGACUGGGGGCUGCAGGAGCAGCUGUGGCCGCACAUGGAGGCCCUGCGACCUCGGCCUUCUGUCUAUAUCCCCGAGUUCAUAGCUGCUAACCAGAGUGCACGUGCAGACAACCUCAUCUUAGGCACACGCGCGCAGCAGCUAGAACAGAUCCGCAGGGAUAUCCGUGACUUCCGGUCAAGUGCGGGGCUGGACAAAAUCAUUGUGCUGUGGACAGCAAACACAGAGCGCUUUUGUGAAGUGAUUCCAGGCCUCAAUGACACUGCUGAAAAUCUGCUGCGCACCAUCCAGCUGGGCCUGGAGGUGUCACCCUCCACACUCUUUGCUGUAGCCAGCAUCUUGGAGGGCUGUGCCUUCCUCAAUGGGUCCCCGCAGAACACGUUAGUGCCUGGUGCGCUCGAGCUUGCGUGGCAGCGUCGUGUCUUCGUGGGUGGAGAUGACUUCAAAUCAGGCCAGACCAAGGUCAAGUCUGUACUUGUGGACUUCCUUAUUAGCUCUGGCCUCAAGACCAUGUCCAUUGUGAGCUAUAACCACCUGGGCAACAACGAUGGGCAGAACCUGUCAGCGCCGCCGCAGUUCCGCUCCAAGGAGGUGUCUAAGAGCAACGUGGUGGAUGACAUGGUGCACAGCAACCCUGUGCUGUACUCACCGGGCGAGGAGCCGGACCACUGCGUGGUCAUCAAGUAUGUGCCGUAUGUGGGUGACAGCAAGCGCGCUCUGGACGAGUACACGUCGGAGCUAAUGCUGGGCGGCACCAACACGCUGGUGCUGCACAACACGUGCGAGGACUCACUUCUGGCUGCCCCCAUAAUGCUGGACCUCGUGCUGCUGACUGAGCUAUGCCAGCGUGUAAGCUUCUGCACUGAUGUUGACCCGGAACCACAGAGCUUCCACCCGGUGUUGUCGCUGCUCAGCUUCCUGUUCAAGGCACCACUUGUGCCACCUGGCAGCCCGGUGGUCAACGCCCUUUUCCGCCAGCGCAGCUGCAUUGAGAACAUCCUCAGGGCCUGUGUGGGGCUACCGCCGCAGAACCAUAUGCUUCUGGAGCACAAGAUGGAACGUCCUGGUCUCAAGAGGAUUGGGCCUGUGGUAGCUGCCUGCCCAGUGCCUCUCAAGAAAGGGCCGGUUCCCAGUGCCCCCAAUGGCUGUACUGGUGAUGCCAAUGGGCACCCCCAAGCUCAGGCACCCAAGACACCCGCCACCUGAGGCUGUGGCCAUACAGCUACUCUAAUUCCUGCCCCUAUUGUCCCUCAGGAACUUAUCUUUCCAGAUCCUCCACUGAAGCAAUAAAGCUAGUUCCACUGUCAGCCACAUA